Molecule: messenger RNA, 1395 nt
Organism: Acytostelium subglobosum LB1
Lineage: Eukaryota; Evosea; Eumycetozoa; Acytosteliales; Acytosteliaceae
Exons: 6
Coding region: 1-1395 (464 amino acids)
Biological process (GO): transmembrane transport
Molecular function (GO): transmembrane transporter activity
Source: RefSeq, a predicted model, not a curated record
AUGUUGAUCAUAUCUGGUAUAGUGUUUGGAUGGCCACCUCUCGAAGAUGAAAUGGAGAAACAAGGUGUAUUCAGAUAUCUCUGUGCACCAGGUCAAGAUACAUGCAAGAGUCAAGCACUGCGGCUUAACUUAGUGUACACAUUGGGCGCAUUCACUGCAACAGGCUCUGCAGUGGCCAGUGGUGCCAUCUUUGAUCGAUACGGUCCAGUAUGGACUAGCAUCACAGCCAUGAUAAUCAUGGUGCUGGGGUGUACUUGUUGGUACUUCACAGAGUCCAUUAAUCAGAAUAUGUAUAUUUUAUCAUUCGCAUUGCUUGGCAUUGGAGGUCCAGCUUGUCAAGUCAGUUUAAUCCAUAUAUCUAACUUAUUUCCAUCACUCACCUCGGCAAUAUCCACUGCCUUCUCUGGCAUGUUUGUCGGCUCAUCUUUUGUAUUCAAAGUGUUUAGCUACAUUGCCAACAACUACAAUGUUGGCAUCCCAGUACUUUUCCUAUACUACAUAAUAGUGUUGGUGAUCCUAUUCAUUCCAUCCAUUCUAAUGAUGCAUCACAAACCCUAUCUACCCAAGGCCGAACUCACUGGUUCAUCAUCACCAUCAAUAUCCCACAACAACGAUAACAACAAUGACAACAACAACGACAAUGACAAUGACAACAAUGAUGCUGCAUCACAAGUACUCAUCGAUGAUACAUCGAUCAAUCAUUGGACCAAAUUUAGACAGAUGGACCUUUUACAACAACUGCUGUCAUGGCCAUUCCUAGUGCUCGUCACAUUCAUGAGCAUCAACUCAUUGCACAUGGUAUAUUACAUUGGCGCUGUUAACGAUAUCUUCACGAAUGACCCUAUCUACGUGGGCGUGUUCACAUACGCUUGGAAUGGUGGCGUUGUCCUCGUGCCAUUUGUCGGCCUUCUCAUGCAACGAUCCACACUCACAAUGAACGCCUUCUACGUCAACUUGGCCGGAAUCAUCUUUGGAAUCUUCUCAAGCAUACCCGUUCUCCAAGUCCAAUACGUAGCAUUCUUCUUUAUCUCACUUCAGAAUGUAUACAUCUGGGGAUUCUUCUUCAUCUAUCUCUCCGAAGUAUUUGGUUAUGCCAACUAUGGUAAACUAAUGGGCAUCAGUUCAGUUGUAACUGCCAUUGUAGGAUUGUUAGAGUAUCUGUUGGUAUACUUGACAUUGAAUGUUAUGAAGUACUACUGGGUGAACAUGACAUUGACCAUACUCAAAGUGGGAUUGUUCUAUCUACCAUACCGCAUGCGUCAACAAACAAUGCAACGCAACAGCUACGAACCUAUCAAUUAUUCAGAUAACCAACCAGCUACCACUACUAUUGCUACUUCAUCAUCAACGUCAUCCAAGACAACUACUACUACUACUACCAUCAGCACCAAUUGA